CCCACCAAUGUUUGAGAUAAUUUGUGAAAAAAUCCUCUUUGGAGUAAACACAAAAUUUUCAGAAUAAAACACUACUAACCUUUGCACCAAACACCAAAUAUUGCAAAAAAAGAUUGAUAUUCACCAAUCUACACCGUUUUUAAAUAAUUAUAAUUAGUUUUCUUUCAACUUUUGUAAACAAUUUGCUCCACGCUCAAAUUGUACGUCCACUUUUUGCCGUAUUUUUCACCGGCUUGAAGUUUUCUGUCGAACGCGCGUGACGGAAGGAAUUCUAAGGCCGAAACACAGUGAUAGCGGAUGCGGAAUGCCAACUAAAUCAGAAGGAUCAACUUGAAUCAAAUUAAAAUGCAUUUUUAUUAAACCGGUUUGAUUCUUAAUUAUUAAGAAGUAAUAUUUUGACAAAUCUCGUCAUUUUGCCAAAUAACACAUGAGUGAGAAAAGGACUAAAAUCGGCUGUCAUGUAGAACUGUUAGAAUGACCGGUUGCUAUUUUGCUGACAUUGUGUUCGGACCUUAAUGGUGAUAAGCUCCGCACGCAGUAAAAAAUGGCUGCGUACACAAAUUGGAAGAGUGCCGAUGCGAUGUGGAUUAGCGUGUGACUUCACUCACAUAAGAACGCCGUAGGAAUGAAAGAGCCGACUCGUUUCCUUUUGCCGCAUUAAAGAAAGAGAAAGAGAUUAUGUUCUCGCCUCUCUGUCUCUGUCAAAAUUCGAACUGGCGCGCGCUUGACUUCAAGCAUAACUUCUCAAAAGGACGUAAGUCGCCAAAGUAAACAAACACGGAUUACCUGCUACAUGUAUAACUAACAAAGUAAUCCAAAGAACCCUUAAAACGUAAAAAAAAGUAUAAUCUUCAAAGCGACGUAUCUAACUCGCUAAAAUUUAUAAGCACAGAUACGCCAAACUUACACCAUACAAAAGCGGUGUAUCUGUCAUGAGGUAUGGAUUACUGCCGAAUUUAUUCUGGCCUGCUUACUCUCACACAAAAUUUUACGUUUGAGAGGUGUCGGCACCGCUCAAACGUCAAACUUUCUGUGAGAGUAAGCAGGCCAGCAUAAAUUCGUGCAGUGGACCAUCUGGAGCCGACCCGGUGUAUGUGUAUUUUCAUCAAAAUUCAUCGGGAAAACAUUAUGGAGUGACUAUUUUUUCUUUCUUACAUAACGCAGGCAAUAUUCCCGCUCAUCUACAGGGUGAAAAAGUUUCAGAAAAUCCAGUUAUUCUAAAACUAUUUUAGGAAAAUGGUCUUCAACAUUUCUCAUGGAUUUUCUCAGAUCAGUGAAAAAGCUAGAUACGUCGUUUUGAAAAUGUAUGCUUGACUUGACCUUUCAGUCGUCCAGCAAGCAACCAACAACAUCACCAACAACAAAACAAAACAAAACUCGCCGUGCUUGUGUGAUGUGUCGCGUCCGUCGUCGUCGUGUCAUUAUUACGUGCGUGAAGCAAGUGUCCGGUCGUUUCGGGAUUGUUCCGUUCUCCCGACGUCUUUCCGGUCAUAAUGCCGUUCCGCGAGAUGUGUUUCGUGGAACCUGAAGCACGGUGGAUGAGUUCUUCUAAUUGUGGAAGAAUAUCACUCGGCAAAAAAAUCGUUUGCGGAAAUGUGGGCGACGGCGUCGUCCGCUGAGCAAGUUUCAGACGAAGCAUUGGAAUCCUGGCGUAUGAAGAAAAUGCGGCGGCAGCAGUUCAUUCCGAGGAACCAGGAUGAGGAAACGGUACUGUUGCUACUAAUCGCGGAAGCGCUGGCCGUAAGAGACGCUGUUCUAUCGCAGAAUCCCGAGACUGUGAUCUAUAAUCUAAUGAUACUGGCCACGGUGCGCUGGAACCAAGCCGAUUCUAACGACUUCUCGGUGAAGGCGCUAAAAUUUACCUUCUGGGAGGAUCACAACUGGCAACAGUACGCUGUCUGUUUGAUCGCCAUGGGCCAUUACAAGCAUGUGGUUUGUGCCUUGAAGGAACAUUCUAACCAAUGGACAGUUUCAGUUGCCUGAUUGAUGCCCGACUAUGCUACGAACAUCUGGAUCAAAUCAAGGAAGGACUAGCCCUUGCCGAACAAGCACUGGUCAAAGAGGUCAAGACAUUCAGGCGAUCUCAUGCUCAGCUCUACGUAGGAAUCGGUCUGCAGCAGGUGUCGAUGAAAAGGCGGUUUUAAUGGAUCCCCAUGAUCACCUGGCAGAAUACUACCUAACUUGUCAACAUUCCUUCAACCACAACAUCACCGAAGCUCUUCUUUACAUCACAAACGCGAUGUCCCUCUGGGUGGAGCACACCUUCAGUUUGCACCUGUUCAGCCAUUUCCAGGAUGUGACCGAAGCAUUCCCGGACAAUCUGCUGCACGUCAAGUCCCAUUUUGAGCUGUACCUAAAGGACGUCGAAGAGGUGCUGGAGAGGGUCCAUCUUGGCGGGAGAUGUAGGAGGUGCAGCUGGCCAAAGCCGGCAGUGAACACGACCACGAGAAGGACUGACACCAUGAAUGUUCUGCAGGUGUGAACGCUGAUGUCCAACAAGGACUCCAGUAAGUAGUGUUACCGAUUAUACUGUGUUGAUAGCGCAUUUGCCCAAAAGCUCACGCGACCUAUUAUCGAGUUAUGACGAUUUUUCAAAGUUUUACAUGGAAACAAGUUUUCAAACUUCAAAUGCCGUUUUCUCACUUCCUACUUUUUACAUAUGGGUCUCAUAUGCGAGUGGGGUAGGUAACUGGGAAUUUCUGAGAAUCUUCGUUUUCUGCUUUAUGUCUCUUUGUUCCCACUGGAAAUUGGCCUGCCUCUCUUCAACUUAGUGUUCUUUGGGCACAUCUAUAGCUAUUAAUUGAAGGACAUUAUUUGCUUGCCAUUACAUGAAUUUGUAUAUUGUAAGGCA
Messenger RNA from Aedes albopictus (Asian tiger mosquito), 2851 nucleotides. Its product is annotated as tetratricopeptide repeat protein 7B-like. Lineage: Eukaryota; Metazoa; Arthropoda; Insecta; Diptera; Culicidae. The record is from RefSeq and is a predicted model, not a curated record. Bases 1594 to 1983 code for a protein of 129 amino acids. Gene Ontology annotation, biological process: phosphatidylinositol phosphate biosynthetic process; protein localization to plasma membrane. The transcript is spliced from 2 exons. Gene Ontology annotation, cellular component: plasma membrane.